UUCCUAUAGUAUUAAGCUUUUAAAAAAUGUUGGCGAGCCGUUGCUAGGGGCAACCGGUCUGUUUGCAAUUUGUUUUGAUCUAGAAGUCGGAUUUGAAAGGGCCGAUUUCGAUGGGGUUUUCGAUUUUCUCUUGUUUGGGUUCCCUGUGUUUUAUCCACGUGACUUAAUAGAUCACUAACAAGAGAGUUUACAUGCAGUACCUUCCUAAAUAUCGAUCUCCACAUUUCAACAUCAAAUCAAAAUACAACCUUCCAUUUUACUCUUCAAAUAUGCCUAAAUUCGCUAACCAGAGACGCAAAAAGCGGCGUUUUUGUGGGAACCGCUUUACAGGAAGUCUCAAUUUAGAGGAAAGCGAGUAUAAGAGAGUUGAAAACAGUCCUAAUGAGUCGGAAAACGAACCGAGUUGUUCGUCUGGCAUGGAGCCUGUUCAAGAAGGCAACCCUGCAAAAUCUGCUUCUUUUCUAAAGCUUUCGAAAACCGCUGUCGAGGCAGAUACAGUGCCUAAACCUUCCCAAUCCACUGCAAAGGUAUCUGAUGCUAAGGUGACCGGGUAUCGUUUCGUGGAUAUGGACAUUCUUAGCAAUAUUUUCGCUUUGCUACGAUUUGGUGACUGUUGCGAGUUCUGCCUCGUGCUCGGGGAAGACGAGCACAACCGGAAGGGUUGUGCCUCGAAGCUACGUCUAACCUGCCAGAACUGUGACUGGAAGCAUAUCACUUAUACUUCGAAAGUUCAAGGGCAAAGUUAUGAAGUGAAUCGCAGACUGGUUUACAGCAUGAGAACACUCGGAAAGGGACAUACUGGAGCCAGAAAGUUAUGUUUACUUAUGAACAUGCCGCCACCACCUACUGCGAGGGCAUUCACUAAAAACUCGCGCACACUGCUGAAGCAUGUAAAGGAAAUUGCAACCAAAAGUAUGGGUGAUUCUGCAAAAGAGCUUAAAGCAGAUAAAUCGGAUGGGCCAACCAAUUGCGGUGCUUCAUUCGAUGGCACCUGGCAGAAAAGGGGCUUUUCAUCUCUGAAUGGCUGUGUCACCGGCAUCUCUAUUGACACAGGGAAAGUUCUCGAUGUAGAGGCCCUUACGGUGUCCUGCAAACAAUGCAAGCUGCAUGAUCAUCUAGAUGAGGAUAGCGAGGAAUACCGUUUGCAAGGCCAACUUCAGGGGUUCCGCACCUGCUAUGGAGCCUGAGGGUGUACAGCGAAUCUUCAAUCGUUCUGUAGAGACCCACAAUAUCCGUUACACUGAAUAUUAUGGUGAUGGCGAUUGCAAAAGCUUUAAUAGAGUUGAGAAAGUCUAUGAGGCUGACAAUAUUAUAGUUAAGAAAAAGGAGUGUAUUGGGCACGUACAGAAGAGAGUUGGUAACUCCCUUCGAAAACUGAAACGUGACACCCCAGGUCUAGGCGGCAAAGGCAAGCUAACCGAUGCACUCAUUGACAAACUACAGAAUUAUUAUGGCAUUGCCAUACGUUCAAAUGUUGGAAACUUGGAGCAGAUGCGUAAGGCAAUUCAUGCUAGUCUUAUGCAUUGUGCUUCUAAUGAAGCCAGAGUGCUUCAUGACCACUGCCCGACUGGAAGCACAAGCUGGUGUAAAUAUCAGAAAGACAAAGCAGACCACACCAAUACAUUUAAGCACAGUGCUGGUCUGCCAUAGGAGAUACUGGCCAAGGUAAAGCCGGUAUAUGUUAGGCUAAGUGAAGCCAGUCUGCUGGAGAAAUGCCUACAUGGCAAAACACAGAACCAGAAUAAGAGUUUGAAUGCAAUGAUUUGGCAGCGAGUGCCCAAGGACGUGUAUGUCAGCAGGGAUAUUCUUGAAUUGGGCUUGUAUGAUGCUGUAUGUCAUUUUAACUUGGGGUACAGCUCUGUACUAAGACUGUUGGAAGCCCUAAAAAUCCCUGCCGGCAAAUAUACGGAAGCAGGCUGUGGCCUUGAGGAUACUUCUAGAGUUCGGCUUGCAGAGUAUAAAAGUAAGGAGGCAUC
Messenger RNA from Nematostella vectensis (starlet sea anemone), 1976 nucleotides. RefSeq lists its product as uncharacterized. The record is from RefSeq and is a predicted model, not a curated record. Bases 192 to 1187 code for a protein of 331 amino acids. Lineage: Eukaryota; Metazoa; Cnidaria; Anthozoa; Actiniaria; Edwardsiidae. The transcript has a single exon.